AUGCCUUCUCAAGACCAAAUCACCAGUCAAGGAACCAACUCUCAAGGUAAUAAUUACGAUACAAGAAGUGAUUCAUCUGGUAAUACCGGAUAUCAUUAUUCCAAUAAUAACGGAUCAUACUAUUAUUCCAAUACCAAUGGAUCCAAUUACUACAAUAGUGGUAAUGGAUAUUCUCAAUAUACUUCUUCUUCAGGAGAUACAUCCAAAUCCUACUCCAGUAACGAUAAGAAAUGA
Messenger RNA from Kwoniella shivajii, 234 nucleotides. RefSeq lists its product as uncharacterized. The transcript is spliced from 4 exons. Bases 1 to 234 code for a protein of 77 amino acids. Lineage: Eukaryota; Fungi; Basidiomycota; Tremellomycetes; Tremellales; Cryptococcaceae. The record is from RefSeq and is a predicted model, not a curated record.